Messenger RNA from Symbiodinium natans, 726 nucleotides. NCBI's taxonomy places the organism in Eukaryota, Dinophyceae, Suessiales, Symbiodiniaceae. The record is from the annotation of a GenBank genome assembly.
GACAUCGGCCUGCGGCGGUCGCACUGGCGCAGCCCCGGCUUGCAGAAUGUUGGUGACCGAAAAUUAUUGGUUGGCGCCAGAAAAUCUUCAGCAACAUGGUGCUACCGAGAGGGACCUGGAAGCUUUUUCCAUGGCAAACAGCGCUUCUUGUAUGCGUGGGUGUUUGAAGCUCCCGUGCUAUGGGACACGCCUGCACCGUACAAACAAUCGCCAAGCGUGCGUUGGACCGUUUUGGAAGCCGCAGCCCCAUCUCGGUCAGUGGCCGCGCCGAGUUCUUCGGAGAAUGAGCUGGAGAGAGGAGUGGAGCCGCGCUCCGCCUUGGUCCUCUACAACACCACGCUCAACCGCGCGGAAGGAAUGCUGCAUGUCCUGGACGUCCAGGAAUUCGCCUCAGUCCAGGCAGCGGAGGAGUACGUCUGCAAGCAGAAAUGGUACUGCGCAUGCAUGCCGCGCGGCAAAGGACCCAUUUAUGUGCUCCAAGUGCAGGCGGAAAGCUGGUUGCAACCGGUGCCCGGGACCUUGCAGACGCGAGCACUCCGUCCAGCGGCCUGCAAUAUCCAAACAAUGCGCAGCCGCCGGCCCACGCAAAGCCUGGCCGACACAGCCUUACAGGGAGCAGCGCCGGCCAUGUCCUUGUAUGCUUCUUGCCAACACUUCGUGGACAGGUUAUGCGUGGAGGAUGUCAAGAAGCUGCAAGCAAACCUGGCUCUUCUGGAUGACUGGAUG